ACCUUUCUAAUCCUUGGCGUUUUCUUCUGAAGUCCGAAGGUAUCUCGAGUUUUUUUUUUUCGUCUGGACAUUGGCACCGGGCGUUCGUGAAAUCGGGUCUAUAACUAUAAGAUCAAGUCGCAGCGAACGGGUUUGUUUCUUAUUCCUCUGCGAAACUUUGAGCGACCAGCACGAACACUAUGGUCUUGAAACUUUUUUGUCUUUGAGAAUUUGUAAAUGUCGAGCGCACAGUUUUAUUUAGUAUUUCGUCUGUGAUACAGUGACAAGACAGCAAUCAGUGCCAUCAUGUUUGGAUUUCGUUACAUCACGUUUGUCGGAAUAUUGGUGCUACUGCAGCACUUAAGGGAGGCUGAUUCAUUCGCUCUGCAAACGAAUGAGAAAAGAAAUGUUGACUAUCACGACGGCGACGUUAUUCAAUUAUCUGGUAAAACUAUAUCCAUAAAAAAUGUUGAAGAAGAACUCGAAGAAGCUAAUCAUGGCGGAGAAACGGCGGCCAGAGCCAAGCCAACGGCACUCACAGCCACAAUUGAUGGAAAGUUUACUGUACACUUAAUUGUCAGUGUUAAACCAGCGGAACAAGUAGUAGCAGUCCCACCCCGGGUAACUAAAAUUGGUCGACACCGCACAGGUGGAGGGCCAGUCCAAAGUCAAGCCAUUUCCAAGAGUUGCCAGAACGAGUACUGCGACUUUGCUAUGGAACUUGAACUUUUGAAACAAGUCUCGAAACCUGCGGUCGAUUCAAGUGGCGAAAUCAAAAAAGAAGAAGAAGAAGCCAAUCAAAACCAAACCAGAAGCCAAGGUCGAGUGAGAAUACCAAUCACACCUGCUGCUGCUGCCAAAAGAGAUUCCAAAUUGAGAGCUAGUCGCACUCAGGCGACUACAACCCGCUACCCGGUGCUAUCACCCUCAUCAAUCAAGCCGGUCCUCGGCAGAAGCAAAAUAGAGACGACAACAACCCGCCAUUAUCGGACUUCAUCAGCAUCUAAUAGACCAUCAGUGUCAAAUCAGGUGUUGAACAGAACAAGAACGGGUGUUGGACGCUACCAGUCGACACGAAUUCCGACCAACGCAACCCGAUUCGGUCAAAUUCGAACGAACGCUGCGACACGUAAUAAUCCACUUUCCAUAGAUUCAAGGGAAGAAUUGGUAUUGUUUUCGGAGAAAAGAAACGAAAAUGGCCCCAAUAAAUCAAGGGCACGACAAAAAGAAGGAAAAUCCCCGUCGGCGCUAUUAACCAGAUUUCAAACGACUCGAAUUCACAGGAAAAAAGUAACAGAUAACGCUGACGUCAGCGUUGGAACGAAUGAAUCGAUUCCAACAACAACGACUGAAAUAAGUCAAGUUCAAACGGCUAAUAAUAUCAGCCGCACGAACAAACCGGAAUGUAAUUCGAAUGUGACGUUUGAAUUCGAUGUGCCAAUUUUCAGAGAUUCGGUCGAGCACAAGAAGAAUGUAUCCGCCGACGAAAUCAAUGUGACUACCCCGGCAGCGGAAGAUGUCGCCACACCAAUAACAGUCGGCAACACUAUUUUUGUGAUGCCGAUACCACUGAACCGCCGAAUAAUGUCAAAUGUCACGCAGUUGGACGAACUCAAAAUAGAAUCAAUACAAAAUAAUGUCACGCAAGGGCUGCCGGUAUCAGAGAUUCCCUUAGAGUCGAUGAGUGAGGAUCUUACAACAAUUGAGGAAACUAUUCUAAACCCAACGAAGGAAACUGUGCUGAACCCAACAGAGACUGGUGUCCCCAUCGAGACGACAGAGAAUCCCAUUCCUAUUAAUUCUGAAAACUCUGACUACUUUCCAUGGGAACAGAUUGGCGAUUUUGAAUAUCAAAUCAACCCAAAAUCAAAACAAGUAGUCAAUAUUCGACUGCUACAAACAACGACGACGACUACCGCAUCUUAUAAUCCAGUUACUAAAUCAUACGAGGAACAAGGAAAUAAUUCAAGUUUGAACGAACCGCAAGGGCAACAAGAUAACUUGGAUGUCGAGUUGGGAACUGCCGCAACUACUUUGGAGAUACCAGCCACAACGGUUAUCCCAACACAAAUGGUAACAAUAACUCCUACUGUUAAACUACCUAUACCGUUAAACCGCAGGAAGCCAAUAGAUGGCACGCAAUCGGAUAGAGUCGAGACUCCUUUAAUAGAGCCAAGCCGAGAAAUUGUUAUUAUUCCGGCUAGACCCAUGGAAAUCGUUGAACCGGAGCAAACGGCGAUUUUUGCCGAUAACCCAACGUCCACUACUCAAAAGCCAGAACUUGUUACACUGUCUAGCGAAGCAACAACCGAACAGGUAGUUAAUGGAUUUACUGAAUCGGCUACUACAAUUUCUGUCCAGCAAACGACGAUUCCGGAAAAUUCACAAAAGACAGAGAUUUAUUCCAGCGCUGAAAUUGAAAAAGGCCAAGAUAAUUACAGGAAUACAUCCAUAGCGGAGGUUAUUCCAACAGAAUCGGGACCUGCUAUUAUUCCACCAUCAAUACAUCGCAUGGAGGAAAAAGAUAAGGAAUCCUACGUCGUUGAAAAAAUUAAUUUGGAAUCCGCCAGAGAAGUCGAACCCAUUACGUCAACUGCUUCCGGAAUUCCCAUUCAAACGACAACUACCUCCAGUCCAAUACCGGAACUUUCUGAUCCAACAGAAGACUUUCCAUGGGAGCAAAGACACGAUUACGAAGUUCAAGUGAAUCCAACCACAAAAGAAAUCGUUAACGUUCGCCUGUUGACGACAACAACCCCAAAACCACUUGUAUCUAUCGAUAAUUUUGACGGGACUUUAAAAUCUGACAAAAGUCUCCUGACGGAUGAAGAACAAGAUGAGCUCACCAUGGAAGUACUAAGUCGAAUUCUCGAACGCAAUGGCAAAAUCCGAACGCCAAAAGUUGGCGAUAAAUUUUUCUCCGGCGUGAAAGUACCGGGAACACGCGUCGCGGUUACAUCGUCCGAUCAAACAAAUAAAAACGCGGCGGCCCCACCCAUCAGGACUGUGGUGGUGCCCAACAAUCAUCGUGAUCGAACAGCUCACGGCCGCAAACCGAUUUUCAGCCACUCGAGCGAAGACGGCGUUUUUUAUUUCCGCUACGCCAAUGAUGAAGAUCCGUCGAACGCGGACAACCGGAAACCAAAAUUGAAUAUCGACGCGGAUGAUGAAAUAAGAGAAACUGAUUGGAAUACCCGGCGGAAUCACGUGCCAGUGAGGGACUCCCCUUAUUUCUAUUACGUCCAAGAUGGCACCAACUCAAGCGCACUGGUCAAAGCUUCUUGUUACGUUCUAUUCUUAGUCGCUUGUGUUUUGGUCGUACUUUAAUAUAGUAAAAUCUAUUUAUCUGUACUUAAUAUAAUUGUCCUAUUUUUACAGUAUUUUUUGUCAUUUGUAAGAAUAUCUCUAUCGCCAUAUUUUUCACCUUGGAAGAAAGCAUUGGGCAAGAUAUCAUAAAUUAUGUUGAAGGUGCAUUUGAUUAAUUUACAAUUACAUUUUUUUUUAUUCGGAGAAAGGAAGGUUAUAUUGAACGCAGUCCUAAUUAUUGUACAUUGAUUGAUCCAGUUAUGUGUUCCGCGUACGUUCGAAAAUAUACUUCAAUCAAAGCCAUGACAUCCAUAAUUUUAAUUCUUUUUACCUUUAAACAUUAUAAUAGCAACCGAGAAAGAGAAAUGAUAUAAUUGAAUUGCAGGAAGAAAGUUCAGAUUUAUCAAUGAUACUUUCUGAUAUACCGCAGCGCGAUUAUUGGCAGGGGAUGACGCAUAUUUACUUCAUAUUUUUCAAAGUACCAAACUCGAUCGCUACAGGGCGCAGCCAUGGAUAAGGAAAGUAAAUGAUUGACGCUUGAGCGCAGGUUUCAGAAUGCGGAAUUAUUCACCCCCUUUUGUUCUUGUCCUCUGUAUUGAUCGUUUCGCUUGAUCUACUUUAGUUAUGCGUACAAAAAAAAAAUUGGAUUAUUACAUUUUGGCGUGACUUCCUGCCUUUAUGAAUUCAUCGAUUAAUAGACAAAUUUUUUUCGACAGGAUCAAGUACACACUCGAUGGGUGGAGUCACUGUUUCAUUCAAAACGACCUUCUCGAAUUGAGGACUGUACAAAUGAAAUAAACGAGACAACAGAAAAACAAAUUUCAUCUUGUUUUUCUCGUAUUUAUUUCAUCACUCGACCUUACUAUUAUUAUUCGCCUCUACAUUUUUCAGCCUCGCGCUAUUCCCUUUGCUUAUUUGUCUUGUUUACUCCCCCCCCCCCCACUACACCUCCGAUGUAGCGUGUCAAAAUAAAUACUUUUGAUUUCAUUGCCAGACUUACACCUAUUGUAUGGCGUGUAGUGCGCAGCCGAACUGGUCUAAGGUUAAUCGUAAAGAGCACAGCAGCUGGCGUCUCAACUGACGAAUGACUUGAAGGAAUGCCAGCAGAAAACUCUCUGAGUUUCCGAGGUCAUCCAGUUCUAGUUCCUCUAUCGUUAUAGUUCUUGUUUGUUUCAUUUCCUAAAAAAGGAAUAAGCUACAAGUAUGUCCGAUGGCUCUUUUAAGCUGCCAGACUUCUUGUUGAUACGUUUCCAGUGCAUGUUACAUUUUUUUUUGUUUUUUUCGUUCCAUAUUUUUUGGCCAAAAGUCUCAAGGAAUAUUCGUGAUGCUAUUUGCCUUGAAUCAAACGUGCUGCAUCAUACCCUAUAUGUAGCGCAGUCAGAUUAAUUGACGGAAAGAGGAAAUUGAUUUCCUGGCCAAAUUUCAAAAGUCAUUGGCAAAAAAAAAUGAUUUCGACUUUGGAAAAGUUUGAUUCGUGAGGCGAAAUAAACAAGUUCUCUUAUUGAUACCACCUGGUAGCACCUUCGGAAUCACGCAACACAACAUGUUUUCCCCGAGAGUAUAGGUAACCUUGCCCAAUUACCAAGGUCUUGCAUAAUUCGAUUUUUCCGUGUCAGGAAUCGAAUAAAUACGCUGGCGUCACUGUAGAGGAGCAUAUUCUUUCAGCGAUAGUUCAAGUGACUACAACACAAAUUUCAACAUGCGCACUUUCAGUCAUAUCAUGCUUGUCGGAGCUGUGGUGCUCUUGAGUCAUUUCAAAGGCUCUGACUCCUUCACUCUCGACCGCAAUGUUGUUGACGCAGACGAUUCUCUUGAGGCUACAACGGAUUCUCUGGAGACUAGCACAGAUAGCGGCUUAGAUAAUAGUCUGGAACACAUCAAUCAAACCUCGACCGAAGACAAUUCGCUGGAAGCCAAGAAAGUGAAGCGCAAUGUCCAGCCUACAGUUGCUGUCGUCGGCGACUACGAUUAUUUUUAUCAGGAUUCGAUCGAAUCGACCACCGUCGACGACGUCUCGCUGGAGGACAUUCUUGAAGCCGGACUGAUGGGCCAGCAGCCGCAAACCACCGUCACUCCUAACCUCAUUCAGGUUGCUACGACGCCCGAUGAUGAUCUUUACGACGACCUGGUCAACAGCACGGAGGAUCUUCUCGACAGCCCAAACGACACCUCAUUGGAAACGAACGACGAUCUGAUCGCUAACCCCGUUGCUGCUGCCGCUGCUGCUCCCGCUUUGCCAUCGCUGUCAAUUUUGAACCACCUGCCCGUCAUCGGAGUCUUCUCUCAUCCGGCUGACGACGAUUUGUACUUUGUCAAGCAGUAUAUGGGCGAUUAUUACUUUUGGGAAAUGGGUGACGAUUAUGCCAGAAAUUAUUUCGCGCAAACGGUCAAAGACACGACGACAUUUGAUUUCUUCGAGACGCCAAUCAAGGUGAAUGCCGACCAAUUUACUCAAUUUACACCCGUGAGAUCUCUGCCGGCUGCAUUUUAAGAUCUUAAGUCAUCUCUAUACCUGAUUCGGUGGCGAAUGAAUUCGUUGUACAAAAAAAUGUCAAAUUCUGUGUUGUUAUUACCUGUUUGUACAAAAUUGUUUCUGCUUACUAUUAUACAGUUGGUUUUCUUUUUUAUCAAA
Messenger RNA from Daphnia pulicaria, 5917 nucleotides. RefSeq lists its product as uncharacterized. The coding region runs from base 286 to 3306 and encodes 1006 amino acids. The transcript is spliced from 3 exons. NCBI's taxonomy places the organism in Eukaryota, Metazoa, Arthropoda, Branchiopoda, Diplostraca, Daphniidae. The record is from RefSeq and is a predicted model, not a curated record.